This is a messenger RNA of Nerophis lumbriciformis (worm pipefish), 1153 nucleotides long. The record is from RefSeq and is a predicted model, not a curated record. NCBI's taxonomy places the organism in Eukaryota, Metazoa, Chordata, Actinopteri, Syngnathiformes, Syngnathidae.
AUGGAGCCUCCUGACUUCGAAGCCACGAACUUCACGGUGAAGCCCACAGAGAGCGCGUACCCCUUAUGUGAGAAAUGGCAAGACGGCUCCGAGGGCUCCGUGUUCCACCUCGCUAACAUCUUCCUAUUUUUCGGCUUCAUGGGAGGAAGCGGCUUUUAUGGACAUUUAUAUUUGUUCACCUUCCUGACGUUGGGCUUCUUCUGCACUUCUCUGUGGGCUUGGGCGGACACAUGCACGCCGGACGCCUUCCUGUGGUGUUUGGCGCUCUUCGCGGUGUCUUUGGGCCAGUUUGUCCACGUCGCCUACAGACUGAAGAACGUCUCCUUCAAAAGGGACUUCCAGGACCUUUACAACUGCCUCUUUAAAAAGCUGGGAGUGUCACUCACACAAUACGGGAAGAUAGUUUCCUGCUGCGAGGGAGACGUCCACACCAUAGAGAAGGACCACUGCUUCGCCGUCGAGGGGAAGACCACCAUUGAUAAGUUGUCGUUGCUCCUGUCUGGCAGAAUCAGAGUGACAGUUCAGGGCGAGUUUCUGCACUACAUCUACCCCUUUCAGUUUUUGGAUUCACCAGAAUGGGACUCACUCAGACCAUCAGAGGAGGGUGUAUUCCAGGUCACUUUGUCAGCCGACAACCCGUGUACAUAUGUGGCAUGGAGAAGGAAGAAACUCUAUCUUCUCUUUGCCAAACACCGCUACAUAGCCAGGAUCUUCGCCCUGGUUGUGCGGAAUGAUAUCGCAGACAAGCUGUACUCCCUUAACGACAAGGCAUUCGACUGCGCCGGGCACCGCUACGAUCUCCGCUUACCAAGCUACUGUCACAUGCCAGAGACCGAAUUAGAAACGGCAGAUGUCCUCCCGAAAGUCCCAGCGCAGGAAUGACUGUAUGACCACACGAACAUUGCUGCAGGCGUGACACACUUUUUACCCACUCAGUGAGCAUAGGAAGAGGUAACGUUUAAUAUGUUUUGUCUGUUCAGACUAUUUUUUUUUUAAUGCUUUUUUAUACUCCCUCGCCAUUUUUCCUCAAUGUAAACAUUUUUAAAUAUAUAUUAACAAUGAUUCCACUCACUUUAGUGAACAUAUACAACUCUUUAAAGGGGAACAUUAUCACCAGACCUAUGUAAGCGUCAAUAUAUACCUUGAUGUUGCA